UGGUGCUUGUUUGUUGAAAUGCCUCACAAAGAUGGUGUUUUAUGGAAUGUCAUGCUUCAUGGUUAUGUUAAAAAUGGAGAAUCGAAGAAUGCUGUUGGAAUGUUCUUGGAAAUGAGAAAUAGUGAAAUUAAGCCUAAUGCAGUGACGUUCGCUUGCAUUUUGUCUGUUUGUGCCUCAGAAGCUAUGAUUGGUUUUGGUACUCAGCUUCAUGGGCUAAUUGUUGCUUCUGGGUUGGAGUUGGAUUCUCCAGUGGCUAAUACAUUGUUAGCAAUGUAUUCAAAAUGCCAGUGCUUGUCUGAGGCUCGCAAAUUGUUUGAUAUGAUGCCACAAACUGAUUUAGUGACAUGGAACGGAAUGAUAUCUGGGUAUAUACAAAAUGGGUUUAUGGUUGAGGCUUCACGCUUGUUUCAAGCGAUGAUUUCUUCUAGUGUCAAACCGGACUCAAUCACAUUUGCAAGUUUUCUACCAUCGGUUGCUGAACUGGCUAGCCUCAAGCAAGGUAAGGAAAUUCACGGUUACAUUGUAAGACACUGUGUGCCUUUGGAUGUGUUCUUGAAAAGUGCACUGAUUGAUGUAUACUUCAAGUGCAGGAAUGUGGAUAUGGCACGCAAAAUUUUCAACCAAAGCACCAGAACUGAUGUUGUCAUGUGCACUGCUAUGAUUUCAGGGCUCGUUCUCAAUGGGAUGAAUAAUGAUGCAUUGGACAUUUUUAGAUGGUUACUUAAAGAGAAAAUGCGACCGAAUUCUCUAACCUUGGCAAGUGUUUUACCAGCUUGUGCUGGUUUGGUUGCUCUGAAAUUGGGAAAGGAAUUGCAUGGAAACAUCCUCAAGCAUGGGCUUGACGGAAGGCUUCAUCUGGGAAGUGCGCUUACAGACAUGUAUGCAAAAUCUGGAAGAUUGGAUCUUGCUCAUCAAGUUUUUGAAAGAAUGUUUGAAAGGGACACCAUAUGUUGGAACUCAAUGAUAACAAGCUAUUCCCAGAAUGGCAAGCCAGAAGAGGCCAUUGAUAUAUUUCGUCAAAUGGGGAUGGCAGGUGCCAAGUAUGACUGUGUAAGCAUUUCAGCUGCUCUUUCUGCUUGUGGAAACUUACCGGCACUUCAUUAUGGGAAAGAGAUUCAUGGUUUCAUGAUUAGAAGUGCAUUUAGGUCUGAUCUGUUUGCUGAGAGUGCACUGAUAGACGUGUAUGCCAAAUGUGGAAACUUAGUUCUUGCUCGCCGUGUGUUUGACAUGAUGGAAGAGAAGAAUGAAGUUUCCUGGAACAGCAUUAUUUCUGCUUAUGGGAGUCACGGUUGCCUUCAGGACUCUGUUGUCCUGUUUCGUGAAAUGUUGGGUAAUGGGAUCCUGCCUGAUCAUGUCACCUUUCUUGGUAUAUUAUCUGCUUGUGGCCAUGCAGGCCAAGUUGAUGAUGGAAUUUUCUACUUCCGUUGCAUGAUUGAGGAAUAUGGGAUCCCAGCUAGGUUGGAGCAUUAUGCUUGCAUGGUAGAUCUAUUUGGGCGUGCUGGACGUUUAAGUGAAGCAUUUGAAACAAUAAAGAGCAUGCCAUUCUCCCCAGAUUCUGGUGUCUGGGGAACAUUGCUUGGAGCUUGUCGGGUCCAUGGCAAUGUUGAGCUUGCUGAAGAGGCAUCAAGACAUCUCUUUGACGUAGAACCACAAAAUUCUGGGUAUUAUAUACUACUCUCAAAUAUACAUGCUGAUGCUGGAAAAUGGGGGAGUGUGCUUAAGGUUAGAAGUUUGAUGAAGGAAAGAGGAGUUCAGAAGGUUCCUGGGUACAGUUGGAUCGAGGUUAACAACAGAACUCAUAUGUUUGUUGCAGCAGAUGGAAGUCACCCACAGUCUGCUCAGAUAUAUUCAAUGCUCAAGAGUCUUCUUCUUGAACUGAGAAAAGAGGGUUAUAAUCCUCAACCCUAUCUUCCUACACAUCCACAAACGUCGGGGAUGUAACUACUGGAAAGUUUCAUUGUCUCCUCUAAUCCUAGCAACUUCAGGAUUAGGAAUAUGGUGCUGGCUCUGUGAAUUAUGGUAAGUCAGGGAAUGAAAGGUUGUUGAACUAUUCUAUUUUACCAAUUGCUAGAUACAUUUUUUAUGUGCGUACUCGGAUCUACAGUUGUCACCUGUAAUGAAUGAAGCUUAAAGUUUUUGUCAUCUGCUUUCUUGCAUUGGUUGGAAGCACAACAGUGAAAGUUAGAUGAAUCAAAAGUUCUUCCUAUACAAAACUCCAAAGCUAGAUGUGCUUUGGUGAGAAUAAACAAAUAUCAGUUCUUAUCAACAAAGAAGUAAACUAAGAUCGCUGGCCUCUUAACCUGUCUGUUGCCCCUCUCAUUUUAUAUUUUAUAAAGGAUAAUCUUUCCUUGAUAUUGCACAUUUGAUUUCUUGCUUCAGUGCAUUAUAUAGGACAGAGAUAC
Molecule: messenger RNA, 2402 nt
Organism: Prunus mume (Japanese apricot)
Lineage: Eukaryota; Viridiplantae; Streptophyta; Magnoliopsida; Rosales; Rosaceae
Source: RefSeq, a predicted model, not a curated record